AUGGCUACCAAUAGAAUUCCAAUAUCGGAGAGGAUGCAGAACAAGAUCUUUAAAGACAAGUUUCCUGGUGAGUAAGUUUUUAAUAGUAAACCAGUUUAUUUCUACGCAAUAUAAUAUUACUGUCCCAAUUAUACUUCUUGGUUGCACUUUGUAAUAACCAAACGCCAUGUAAUGUUUAUGUAAUGCCAUAUAACAUUCAAAUCACAAUUCACCAGUGUAUAGAAAAUGUUAUAAUACAUUGUACAUGCAUGUAUACGUAUAUUUUUAAACAACACGUUGUCGAGAGCUUAGUAGGGUACAGUUUAUGACAAUUACUCAGAUUAAAUUGGACUUAGAAUAGGCGCGCACAAGUACAGUAUAUAGCUGUACUACAGAAUUUGCUUCAAGUGUUAAUUAGCUCUUUGCCUGCGACGUUUACUAGUACCUAAGUAACUGCUAUUUCAUGCAUUCUCCCAAGGUAGACCUACACAAUUUGACGAAUUUCCCAUAGUCAGAACACAAACCUUGUUAAUACUAAUGGACAGUUUAUUUUGGGUUCACAAAAAAUAGCUGUUUCUGUAAAGAUUUAUUAUUAAUUAAUAUAUCCACGGUUAUUUUUACUACAGUAUGAUAAACUACUUAUUUUGGACAAUAUUCGUGAAGAUGUUGAUAUGUAAUUAAAGCAUACAUAUUCUGUUUGGUUUGUGAACACCUUGGCUUUGUAUGUCAUGCCACUGAAUAUUAUAUCAGUCCCCAUAUCACUGGUUAUUUUUAUUUAUAGAACAGGAUUUUGGCUAUCAUGCUAAAAAUUACGAGUGUUAAAUGUCUAACUAAGAACCAUCUCAAUUGUACCAAAUGGAAAUACAAUUUUGGCAUUGUAGUUUUUACACUGAUCAAAAUUUUGGGUUUGCCAUGCAUCGCCAGUGGCAAAAGGGCUGGUCUUCCUGUCUCCUGUCUUUCUAAUUAAUAGAGGUCCAGCUGUUUUUACACGCACUUAUCACUUGUAAUUAAUAGGUUCUCGAAGUAAAAGCGAAGCGUGCUACAUAGUGUAUUAUCCAGUGGAAAUGCGUCAUUCCUUGGUAGAAGGGAAAAAUAUUGUAAGCCCAGAAUAUCAUGUUAUAAGGGACAAUGUUACUGUGAGAGAUAGCAAAGGUGAUACGUUUCAAGGAAAAGUUGUCUUUGUGGGUAAGUAUAUAAUAUUCAAAAACUCAUUAAUAAUUCAUGAGGAAAACACAAAGAGAAAUCAUAAGUGCGGCGUGUCUUUAUAUGUGAUAAAACACGCUUCAAAUUUCAACUUGUAUUUUCUCCGCUAAUACAAAGUUAUUUUGGAAAAUUAUUUCGCCAAUGCCGUGAUCUAACUGAGACGUUUUUGAAGCUGUUUAAUAAACUUGUAGUUCGUGUUUUAUCACAUAUAAAACACUCCGCUACGCGUCGUGUUUUAUAUGUGAUAAAACACUCCUACUCGUUUAUUAAACAUUACGUAAAGUAGCAAACGCUGCUCAGUUCUAGCCAUUUUAUCAGCAAAUGAGCAAACCUGCAAUCUUUCCAUAUAUCACCCGGUAUUUUUGCAUGGGUAAAGCAACUCAGACGAAUCAUCUUUUCGACUUUAAGGUGGCUCGCUACAGUUUAUAGAAAUGUUGAAAAUGCGUAAACUAGAUCACCUUUUUGAAGAGAUGAUGCAGUUUACAAAUCGAAAUUUGUAUAUUAUAUAUACAGCGACAAUCAAACAGUCGAAAAUUGGUCAGAAAAGUGACGUCACCACUGUUGCUAUGGCAACAAUGACGAUUCAAGAUGGCCUAUAUUUUGGCUUUGAACGCAUUUUACUUUAAAAAAAGGUCGGUUGCCCCCAUUUUUUAUUUCAGAAAACAUUUUCUUAUAGUGAAAUGCACUGUCUGACCAAUUUUUAAAAAAUUCUGUAAUGCAAAAAAAAAAAAUUUCGAAAAACCAUGUUUAUAAUUUUUUUAAAAAUUUGGCAUUGCAGAAUUUUUAAAAAAUUGGUCAGAUAGUGUAUUGUACAAUAAGAAAAUGUUUUCUGAAAUAAAAAAUGGGGGUAACCGACCUUUUUUUAAAGUAAAAUGCGUUCAAAGCCAAAAUGUCGGCCAUCUUGAAUCGUCAUUGUUGCCAUAGCAACAGCGGUGACGUCACUUUUCUGACCAAUUUUCGACUGUUUGAUUGUCGCUGUGUAUAUAAUAUACAAAUUUCGAUUUGUAAAGAGCAUCAUCUCUUCAAAAAGGUGAUCUAGUUUACGCAUUUUCAACAUGUCUAUGAACUGUAGCGAGCCACCUUAAUACAUAAGCUUGCCUAAUCUAAACGGCAUACUGAGAUGUGUACUCGAAAAAUCCUCGUUCCCUAAAAUUCUCAACAAAUAAAAAGUUUCUAAACUUCGAAUAAAUCUAAAAAAAAAUAUCACUCAAAAAUCUGCUAAAAAACCUUUCAAAACCUCAAAAAAUGGCAGCAAAAAAUCCCCAAUUCCCUGAAAAGUUGUCAAAAAAUCCCAAGAACCAGAGAUUUAUUUAAUUUUUUUGCAGGGAUUUUUUGAUAAAAAAUCAUCCUGUGGUUCUUUAAAGUAGUCAGAAUGUCCGCAAAAGUAAGCCUCUAUUAUGAAUGUAUAGUAAUUUCAAAUUGUCGUACCAUCUUGUACUACAGGAGACAGAGAGCAGUGCACUGUGAAACAAGUAAAAUUGGACGCAGCCUUAGAAAGAGUUUUGGGUGGUGACUUCGAUGACGAUGGAGAUGUUUUAAAGGACAGUGAGAUUGACAACAAUGACAAGAACGUCAACGAACAAGAGAAAAAUCAUUCAUCGUCAAAGAAAGGUAUUGAAAGAAUUUAAAAUGAUGUCUCUCUGUAUAAAAAUGAUGUUAAUAUACCAAAAGUGGUUUUCGUUUCAGCAUCAGGCAAGCAGAAAGCAGCAUCCACUGCAAGCUUGUCUAAAACACGCGUACAUGCGAAAAUCCACUUGGAGACAAGUGACGAGGAAGAGGAGGAAAGCGUUGUAAAAUCAAAAACAAAUGGUAUGCAGAACUCACUUUCAUUGUAUAGAUACGGUGAAUAUAGGGGCAUUGUUUUGUUGUAUUAGCUAUAGGGGCAUGGUAUAAACCCGUUUUUAAAUACUAUAGAAUAGGGGUCUUUUGGGGUAUGUGGUACCAACAUAGUAUCCGUGAAGUGUAAUAUAAACAGCCUCGUAUCCAGGCGCUAUAAAAGGAAUUGCGCUAGGCGCGCGUGGUGCUUGGGUAACUUGUUUUAUAGCGUCUGGGUACGAGACUGUAAUAUAAAUGUAUACGGCUAGUGUAUUUUGCAUACCCGAUGAUCAUGAUUGGCUCUUGUUAUGCAUACAAUUUUUCUGUAUAUGUAUUUUUAGAUAUUUCAGCAGAACUAACUAAGGAAGCAGAAAGGGUUAGCAGCCUUUUGAAGGUGUCACAACGAAAGGUAUAGACAAUGACUAAUUUUAAGUGCGACUUUCUUUUGAUACAUGAGAACUACUAGUGGAUUAAAUUCGAUUUUAUCUGACACUGCAGAGAAAAACGAAAAAUUCGUUGCCUUGAACGAAAUUUGAACUUCCGUUUCGGGUUUCUACAAAGCCGCUCUACACAUUGAGUUUUCAAGCCAACAGGGAUUUGUACCGUGUAUUAUUAUAUGGCUUUUCAAAAUUCUCUAUUCUGAUUGGUUGACAAGCGGUCCGUAAAAACCCAUAUCCGGACCGUGGUCCGUAUUUUCUGUAUCCGAACCGGUGUCCCGGAUGUCGUUUAUCUGGCGGGAAAUUUUUGCUUUGCAAACAGAAAAAUUUUUGCUUUUUAAAUUUCCAAUUGUGCUUUACAGAUAAAAAUUUCAAACAACCAAAUUGUUUUUGAUUGAGCAUGCAUGCCUACCGUAUAUUGUUACCCAGUGAAACUGACGAUAGCCGAGUUUAAUUUAAUUCGCGCGAAAAGCAUACGCUCACAGACUCAGUUCAGCCAUAUAAUAAAUCGAUUAUUGACCUCGUUUGUUCGGUCUGUACUGUGAAAUAUCAGACCUCUGUUUUUUGCAUGGACCUCACUCCUUCGACGCUCGGUCCAUACUGAAAAACCUCGGUCUGAUAUUUUACAGUACAGACCUCACUAUUAUCCAAUUUAGGUGUACGAAAAAUUUUCGUGACAACUUAACACUUGUCUUUGAGGACGCGCAGUGUUUCAAUUAUAUUUCAGAAUAUCCACAGAGAUAUGAAAAACUAAUUUCAUAUUAUUCUGAUACAGCCGAGAACAAUGAAAAAUUUGUUGUCUCGAGCAGGAUCUGAACUCCCAUCUUCGGGUUUCUAGACCGCCGCUGUACCCAUUGAGCUAUCGAGGCGCCAACGGGGAUUGACCAGGAUCCAUAUCUCUGUGGAUGGUUCUGAUAAAGAAUUGAAACACUGCAUCCUCAUUGAGUUUGACAGGGAUGAAAGAGAUCACUACUCGGUCGGACGACAUAAAAAUGCUGCUUCAGGAGCUUGUUAAUGAGACGAGGUUGAAAAGACCGUUUUCGGAUUCACCGUCGUUUCCAGUUUACACGCCACCAGAGAAGAAGGCCAGAAUGGGAAAUUCCUCCAAUGGAUCAACACCGGUAAAAUAACUUAAAAUAUGUAGUCACUGCCUCUGGUAUUGUUAUUUCCGGUAUACACAGCAAGAAUGCCCAUACAAAAAGAUCCAAUUGGAAUUCGGACCAAGGAGAUUUGUUUCUGACCGAAGUUCAGUGGAUUCAAAAAGAUAAUUUAAAAACUGAUUAGAAUUCCCAAUUCCCAAUUGCUUCCAGUUUGGCUAAUUGGAAACGCCAAUUGGAAUUCCAGUUGGAUUUGUUGUAAAGAAGAUAAAACGAAAGGAACUAACAUGUCCAUAUAUUUCAACUUAAUUGCAGAGAUCAAACGGGUCCCCAAGUGUUGGUGACAAUGCAGAUGCGGCUGAUGAAAUUCAUAAUCAGGAAGAGUUUGUAAGUAUUUUAAUAAGCAAAUUGGGAGAUUAUGGGAUUGCUAAAAUAAUUAUGCAAAAAACUGUAGAAAAAAUAUUUCCCUAAUGAAUCAAUAAAUAAAUCAAAUCAAAUCAAAAGAAGAGGUACAUGUAUUAAUGAAAUCAGUUUAAAAAAGAGGUAUAGUCCGUUAACACAUGUCAGCUUUGUUUACAUUUUCUCUAUCAAAACAAUUUACUUUAUUAAGGGAUUCAACAAAGUCGUGGCAAUUUUAUGCGCGUGCAUUUUAAGCUUUUGAGAAUAACUUAUUGAAUACCAAGUAAUCUUCGAAUUUUUAGAUAGUUGGUGGGGACCUUUUGCUGGAUAUAAAUGCUAAAUUCAAAAAGCCAAAUUUGUAUGCCACAUGCCUGCUAUCGCAUCUCUUCUCUGAAGAAGAAAUGAGAGAGGGUGCACUAGAGCCAGGUGAACACUGCAAGAAAGCUGCGUUAGAUCAAGAAAGGAUAAACAAGAUAAAAAGUAAGUUGUUACAGCACAUUUAUAAGAACAAUGUAACUGUAAAAUCACAUACCGCAUUGCCCAAGAUAAUUAUACUAGUCAGGAUAAUUACGAUCAUAGGAUUUCCUCGUCAAGACUAAUUUAUAAAAUAUAAAGCAACAGUAACUCCGAAAAUAAACAUUUUAAUCGUUCUAGCUUUCGACUAAGAUCCAGUCAUCAUCAGGAAUGAUGCUAGCAUCAUUCCUAGCAUCAUUCCUGAUGAUAUGACUGAAUCUUAGUCGAAAGCUAGAACGAUUAAAAUGUUUAUUUUCGGAGUUACUGUCUGUUGUUUUAUAUUUUAUUAAAAUACUCAGUGGUUCCCGUAACUAAUUUAUAACACAUUAUUUUGUUUGGUAGGAUGUAUAGCCAUUAAAUACGGUGAAAAAUCCUUGGAGAAAAGAGGCUGGCACGAUAUACAAAUCAGCUUGAACCAAAAGUGUUUGGACAAGUUGAAAGCUUGGAAGUGA
Molecule: messenger RNA, 5895 nt
Organism: Paramuricea clavata
Lineage: Eukaryota; Metazoa; Cnidaria; Anthozoa; Malacalcyonacea; Plexauridae
Source: the annotation of a GenBank genome assembly